Messenger RNA from Ustilago hordei, 2661 nucleotides. RefSeq lists its product as uncharacterized. The coding region runs from base 1 to 2661 and encodes 886 amino acids. NCBI's taxonomy places the organism in Eukaryota, Fungi, Basidiomycota, Ustilaginomycetes, Ustilaginales, Ustilaginaceae. Gene Ontology annotation, molecular function: lyase activity. The transcript has a single exon. The record is from RefSeq and is a predicted model, not a curated record.
AUGUCGUAUCAACGACCCCAGGACCCUUACAUUCACUCCAACGCGUCUCAGUACGAUGAGCGCUACCAGCAGUCUCACCAGCAGGGUGCCUACCAGCAAGACUACCCUCAGGGCUACAGCAGUGGUCCCGCUGCCGCUGGGUACCAUGACUACCCCGACCACGCUUCCGGAUACCAGGGCUCUGCUUACAAAGAGUCUCAAGAGGGUCUCUACGGCGGUCGCAACGCUGCCGGUUACGGUCAGCAGCGCAAUGCGGCUACUCAGGCUGCUGCCACCUACUCUUACGCCAAGCCCAAGCACGGUGUCUCCAAGUGGAUCAAGAUCGGUGUUCCCAUCCUCAUCCUCGUCAUUGCUGGUGCCGUUCUCGGCGGUGUCUUUGGCUCACGCGCUGCCAAGGACGACAACUCCUCCAGUGGUGGCAGCAGCGGCGGAUCUGGUGGUCUAGGCAGCGGUUCGUCGCCCAACGUUCAAGGCGCUGCUCUUACUGCUGCUCAGCAGGCUGCCAAGAACGGCGGCAACAACAUGCUCUUCUACCAGGGCACCGACCCCUACAGCAACCCCUCCUUUGUCGCCAGCAACGUCGACACCUCCGCACCUGCUUACAACGGUCAGGCUCACAACAGCUCUUGCUCCGACUCGUGGACUGCCACCAACAGCCUUACCAGCCUUCGUCCUCACCCCCGUAUCAUGACCACCGAAGCCGAAUGGGAUUGCUUGCCCACCAAGAUCGCCAACGACGCCUACCUCACCGUCUGGAACAGCACCAUCUUCACCAAUGCCACCAACUGGUCGAGCAAACCCCCCGUCGCUUAUGUAGCUGAUGGAGGUUUCACUGGCUCGGGUAUUCUCGAUGUCAGCCGUGAGGUUCAGCAGCGAGUCAAGGCUUUCGCCUAUGCUUACAAGAUCUCGAACAACACCGCUUUCAAGAACCGUCUCUACCUCGAGCUGAACAACGCUGCCGGCAACACCCCAAGCUCCUUCGGUCAGAACGGCACUCGCUGGAACGCUGCUCAUUUCCUCGAUGUUGCCGAGAUGACCUCGGCCUUUGCUAUGGCCUACGACUGGCUCUACAACGACUGGAAUAACACCGAGAGGACCAUGAUCCGCGACGCCAUUGUCAACUACGGCCUCGUUCCUGGUCAGAACCAGUACGCUACCGCAGACGGUUGGUGGAAGUUGCCUGCCAACGGUAACGGUAAUUGGAACUGUGUUUGCAACGGUGGUAUGCUCACUGGUGCUCUUGCCAUCCGUGGUGACGGUGACAGCAACCAGACUGCCAUUGCUGACAGCAUUAUCAACUCGGCACUCGAAAACAUGAGGGACAACUGCAUGCGAGGUGCUUACGAUGACGGCACUUGGUCUGAGACCGCCAACUACUGGUACUUCGGUACUAACGCUCAGGGUCGCGCUCUUUCUUCGCUCAUCACCGCCACUGGCUCGGACCAAGGAAUGAUGGCUGCCAACCCCAACUGGUACAAGACCUCGGACUUCCACAUGUACGUCAACGGUCCCGGUGGUCUCUUUGCUUACGGAGACAACGGUCCCAACAAGUUUGCUACCACUGCCAAUCAGCUCAUGCUCUAUUCCAGGCUCACCGGCGAUGCUCGUCCUGCCCUCUACCAGCGUGACCGUGCCGAUGCUGCUUUCGACCCACUUAGCAUGUUCUGGUACGAGCCUACCGCCAAAGGUGCCUUCUGGAAUGGUCUUCCUCUCGACAGGUUCUUCGACGACCAGCGAGGUCAGUGGGCUAGCAUGCGAAGCUCGUGGACCGACCCUAGCGCUGUCUUUGUCGGCAUCAAGGCCUCGAAUCUCACUGGUCACCAGACGCACGGUGAUCUGGAUGCUGGUGACUUUGUUAUCGAUGCGCUAGGAACCCGUUGGGCUGGCGAGUACGGCAACGGCAACUACCUUUCCACCGACUACUUCUCGAACGAGACUCAGCAAUCGGCACGAUGGACUUAUUACCGCAAGGCCACUGACGGUCAGAACACGCUUGUGAUCAACGACCAGAAUCAGCAGGUUGCCACUUGCCUUCCCAACAACACAUUCGCAUCCACUGGCGUUUCGCAGACGGGUGAUCUCUCGUUCAAGCCCGCUGCUACCGACGCUGUCCAGUUCAUCAGCGAUUUGUCAAGCUGCUACGGCCAGAAUGCUGGCACCAUUCAGCGAGGUAUCCGCAUGCUCAACGGUCGACGACAGGUUCUCGUUCAGGAUGAGAUCGCUCAGUCCAGCUCGAUCACCAGUGUUCAGUGGCGUGUUCAGACCAACGGCACUGUUUCCAUCUCGUCCGAUGGCAAGACUGCUACUUUGACGCAGAGCUCCAUCACCGACCCUAACGCAGGUGUCGUAGGCAAGGUUAGCCUUGGAGGCACCAAAACGAUGAAGUUGCAGAUCUUGAGCCCUUCCAACGCUGUCUUCACUUCGCAAGGUCCCCCUGCCCAGCGCAUCUACGGUACCGCUGUCUACAGUGCGCCACCUGAGGACUCGGACCAGGCCAACGUCGGUGUCACUGCGCUUUCGAUCGACCUCGGCGGAGCUCAGUCUGGCGCCCAGACCUUGCAGGUCGUGUGGCAGCCUCAGUGGGAAUCGCUCUCGGCAGCUGAUCAGGCUACUCCAAAGUCAGUUCCUCUCAGUCAGUGGAGCCUUACCUCGCACAACUAA